CACUAUAUACAGACAUUCGCGCAGAUCCCCCUUUCGGAAACAUUGCUCUGAGUGUCCUCCCGUUUAAACGCAUUCAAUUUUUUGGUCCCUCUCCUCUCCUCUCCUCUCCUCUCCUCUCCUCUUCUCUCCCCUCCUCUCCUCUCUUUUCCUCUCCUCUUCUCUCCUCUCUCCUCACCUCUCUUCUCUUUCGCCCCUCUCCCUCCUCUCUUUUCUCUCACCCACCUCCUAUUGCCCUAUCUCUCCCCUUUCUUUUUCUUACAUAUCCUACUAGUUGUCGCCCUUCCUCUUUCUCUCCCUCCUCCUUUUCUCUUUCACUCCUUUCCUGUAGAAGAGAGAAGACUAAACUUAAAAAAAAAAGGAGGAGGAGGCACCCCCUCGGUAUUCUUCUUAUCGUUAUUUUAUAUAUAUAUAUAUGAUUUUUUUUGGAGGGAGGGUGUUGGUUCCCGGCUGAAGAGCACUUAUUUAAAAUACUAAAAAAAGCACAUUUUUGGGCGCUCUCCAGGGUUUUUAACUAGCUCUGUGUGUUAUAGCAGAAGAAGCAGAAGAAGCAAGAAAGAGGAAAAGAAGAGGAUUAUUUAUUCGACCUACUUUGGAUGUCUCUCUCGCUUUCUCUUUUUCCUUUUUUUCUCAAGAAUUUUCUUCUGAUUUUUAUUUUUUCCUAUUUCGCUGUGAAUUCGUCGCUGGCGUGAAUUAUCUCGUAUUUUUCUCCCCCUUCCGUCACCUCCCGAAAGAAGAAGGCAGAGAGAACCCGGCGCCACCCGCACAACAAAAAGAGCAAAGUGUGUGAUCUUCCUCGCCGGCUGCCUCCCGCUCUCCAGCUCUGCCUUCCUGAAUGGCUGGCUGCGUCCGGCCCUGGACCUGGCCCCCCGACACCCGAGCGCCCUGAUCGUCGCCAGCAGCUUCGCCCCGCAUCCUGAUCGACUCUCCCAGCUCCCCACACUCUUGAAUCCGGGCGAGGGCUCCCGCCGGGACAGCAGCGGCGACGCGGGCAGCCUCGGCCUCGGUUCUCGCUCGGGCUGCGGCCCCGACUCCGGCUCGGACUCCCGCCCGGGCCCCGGCUCUUCCAGCGGCGCUCGCAGCGGCGGCCGAGGCUGCUCCUCCAGCGGCGCCUGCAGCCGCGACCUCCUCCUCCGCCGCCGCCGCCGCCCUCGCCGCUUCCUCUAUGUCGGCUCAGCCCGCGCGCUGCGCGUAGCCCCAGCGGCCGGCGGUCGGGCGGGCGGGCGGGCGGGCGGGCGGGCGCCCGGCGCGGGUGAGCGAGUGUGUGUGCGAGUGUGUGUGCGCGGGGGUGCGGGCGAGGCGGAGGGCGAGUGUGUGCGCGCGCCGUGGCCCAUGCCCGCCGCCCCCGGCGCUGCGCCCCGCGCCGCUCCCGGCUGCCGCCUGUGCCAUUUCUGAUUUUGCAACUUGGGGAAGAAGAAAAAAGCGAGAGAAGGGAGCUCGCUCGCCGGGGGGUGGGGAGGGGGGAGAGAGAGCGCGGCCCCCCCAGGAACGGAGCGCGGGGGGAGCGGGCGAGGGGAACAGGGGUGUUGGGGGGGGAGCCUGAGAGCCUGGGGGGGCUGCAAAAAGAGAGAAAGAAAACAGCAGGAACCACAACAAAACGCCAGCAGGGCGGGCGGGCGCGCAGCAGCAGCGGGGCGGCCGAGGCAGUAACGGCGGCGGCGGCGGCGGCGGCGCAGGCAGAGGCCGGUGCCCGGCUCGGGCUCGGCUCCGGCGACCCCGGGGCGCCCGGUGGGCCCCCCGCCCCCUCCCCCUCCCCCCUUCCCCUUCCCCUUCCCCUCCCAGCGCGCCCGCGCGCCCCGCGGCCCUCGGCGAGCAGCUCGGCUCCCCCCAGCGCUCCCCGGGCCCAAAGAUAUGGCAAUGGUAGUUAGCAGCUGGCGAGAUCCGCAGGACGACGUGGCCGGGGGCAACCCCGGCGGUCCCAACCCCGCAGCGCAGGCAGCCCGCGGCGGCGGCGGCGGCGAGCAGCAGCAGGCGGGCUCCGGCGCGCCGCACACGCCGCAGACCCCGGGCCAGCCCGGAGCGCCCGCCACCCCCGGCACGGCGGGGGACAAGGGCCAGGGCCCGCCCGGUUCGGGCCAGAGCCAGCAGCACAUCGAGUGCGUGGUGUGCGGGGACAAGUCGAGCGGCAAGCACUACGGCCAAUUCACCUGCGAAGGCUGCAAAAGUUUCUUCAAGAGGAGCGUCCGCAGGAACUUAACUUACACAUGCCGUGCCAACAGGAACUGUCCCAUCGACCAGCACCACCGCAACCAGUGCCAAUACUGCCGCCUCAAGAAGUGUCUCAAAGUGGGCAUGAGGCGGGAAGCGGUUCAGCGAGGAAGAAUGCCUCCAACCCAGCCCAAUCCAGGCCAGUACGCACUCACAAACGGGGAUCCCCUCAAUGGCCACUGCUACCUGUCUGGCUACAUCUCGCUGCUGCUGCGUGCAGAACCCUACCCCACGUCGCGUUAUGGCAGCCAGUGCAUGCAGCCCAACAACAUCAUGGGCAUCGAGAACAUCUGCGAGCUGGCCGCCCGCCUCCUCUUCAGCGCCGUCGAGUGGGCCCGCAACAUCCCGUUCUUCCCGGAUCUGCAGAUCACCGACCAGGUGUCUCUGCUACGCCUCACCUGGAGCGAGCUGUUCGUGCUCAACGCGGCCCAGUGCUCCAUGCCCCUGCACGUUGCGCCGCUGCUGGCCGCAGCCGGCCUGCACGCCUCGCCCAUGUCUGCGGACCGCGUCGUGGCCUUCAUGGACCACAUCCGCAUCUUUCAGGAACAGGUGGAGAAGCUCAAGGCGCUGCACGUCGACUCUGCGGAGUACAGCUGCCUCAAAGCCAUCGUGCUGUUCACGUCAGAUGCUUGUGGCCUGUCGGAUGCUGCCCACAUCGAAAGCCUGCAGGAGAAAUCGCAGUGUGCACUGGAGGAGUAUGUGAGGAGCCAGUACCCCAACCAGCCCAGCCGCUUUGGCAAACUGCUGCUGCGAUUACCCUCUCUUCGCACAGUGUCCUCCUCUGUCAUCGAACAGCUCUUCUUCGUCCGUUUGGUAGGUAAAACCCCCAUCGAAACUCUCAUUCGAGAUAUGUUGCUGUCAGGGAGCAGUUUCAACUGGCCUUACAUGUCCAUCCAAUGCUCCUAGACCUUGGGUGUUUCCCACCUGCCCCUGCCCCUGACUCCCUAGAGACUAAGAGGACUCUCCCUGACCAAGGACUCAAAAGCCUUUGGGGAUGCUGGUAUGAUGACCAAGCAGGCCAGGCAGAGGGGAGGAGGGCUGGGGACAGAAGCAGCCCACUCUGCAGGAAUGCAACCUGAGCUGCAAACCAGGAGAAAAAGAGACUCAUUUAGGAUCUGAUCUGUAAGUACAUUGGAAAGGAAAGAAAAAAGAAUCUCGUGUCUGGUGAGAAAAUGAAAAAAAAAAGAUUUGGAAGAGAGGACCAUGAGAAAUUUAAUAAAAUAGAAGGACUCCGAUGGAGACCUCCAGGAUUUAUUGUGGAUGGAUGUGGAUAUAUUCUGUACAGAAAACUACUCAUAUGGAAGUGGACUGAAUCCUAUGUAGAAACACAUACUGAACAUUGUUAUUCAUUUUGUAAAAUACUAGUCUUUAUUUUCAUUUUUUGUAAAAUUUAAACAUCGUAUGCGCAUAAACAAAAAAAUGAACAAGAAUUAGGGGAAAUAACAUUUUCCAAAUAAUUAUAAAAAAAAUUGUCCUGUGUCUAUGUAUCUAUAUCUGUUUUGUAUUUUUUUCUGGUUCCAAACCAGAUUUCCUGUGAUUCUAUACUAAUAAUUUUUGAUAUAACCCUUUGCUUCUUAUAAUGAGUGCGAUAUAUGUUGUUGAGGCUGUUCUUCAAGAAUUAAAAUUGAAGUGAAAAUUUAAACAAAAAUAAAAGAAUUUAGCAAAA
Grammomys surdaster is the source of this 3871-nucleotide messenger RNA. It is a transcript of the gene Nr2f1, whose product is annotated as nuclear receptor subfamily 2 group F member 1. Lineage: Eukaryota; Metazoa; Chordata; Mammalia; Rodentia; Muridae. Gene Ontology annotation, molecular function: RNA polymerase II cis-regulatory region sequence-specific DNA binding; nuclear receptor activity; zinc ion binding. Gene Ontology annotation, biological process: negative regulation of transcription by RNA polymerase II; positive regulation of transcription by RNA polymerase II; cell differentiation. The coding region runs from base 1849 to 3111 and encodes 420 amino acids. The transcript is spliced from 3 exons. The record is from RefSeq and is a predicted model, not a curated record.